AUUUUAUUAAGAAAAAGUAGCACAUAGUCGAUCAUCUGGCAUAUUGCUAUAAAAAGGCAAUAAAAAUAACAAAAGAAUUCUAUUUAUUGCACAAAUAAAAACUAAUAAAAGCACAUAUGAACCACACAAGUUUCUGUUAAAUCCCUCUAAAAAAAGAGAGGUGCUUCCUAACCAUAGACACCCAUGGCCAGUUAUUUCCUUCCAAAACAAACAGACAAACUACCACCUCAUUUCAUUUAAUUUCUUUUCUUCUUUUUCCAUUUAAACGUAAUCAGUAUUUAAUUAUUAUUAUUAUUAUUAGAAAAGAACAAAAAAGAAAAAGACAAAAAAAAAAAAAUACAUUCUUUCACCCACGACAAGAACAUAAUAAUGUUAAGGAUGCCUUUAUCCUCUGUGUCUCCUUUGGUGUUGUUUCUCAAGGCAGCCAUUUUAGCAGCAGUCGUUGCCAUCUCCUUUUCAGGCAAUGCUUAUGCCUUGUCUGCACAAACAGUUAUAGACUCUCCUUUAUUGACACAGAAAAUAGGCACCAAUCGCACCAUCAAGGUCGACAUCAAUGGAAAAGGUGAUUUUACAUCUAUCCAAGAAGCCAUCAAUGCUGUUCCUCAAAACAAUUCUAAAUGGAUUAUCAUCCAUGUUAGGAAAGGAGUAUACAGAGAAAAGGUACACAUUCCAAAGAACAAACCCUAUAUUUUCUUGAGAGGGAAUGGAAAAGGAAGGACAGCCCUGGUUUGGUCCUUGAGUUCUACUGAUAACAAGGCAUCUGCCACAUUUACUGUAGAAGCCCCACACUUCAUUGCUUUUGGUAUUAGUAUCAAGAAUGAGGCUCCCACUGGGGUGGCUUUUACCUCUCAAAACCAAUCAGUAGCAGCAUUUGUGGGUGCAGACAUGGUUGCAUUCUACCACUGUGCAUUUUACAGCACCCACAACACUCUAUUUGAUUACAAAGGCAGACACUAUUAUGACCACUGCUACAUUCAAGGCUCAAUUGACUUUAUCUUUGGUCGUGCAAGAUCAAUUUUCCAUAGCUGUGAGCUCUUUGUGAUUGCAGACUUGAGGGUGAAGAUCCAUGGGUCCAUCACUGCCCAUAACAGGGAAUCACAUGAUGAUAGUGGGUUUGUUUUUGUCAAAGGAAAGGUUUAUGGUAUUGGUGAUGUUUACUUAGGAAGAGCUAAAGGUGCCUAUUCCAGGACUAUUUUUGCAAAGACAUACCUUUCUAGGACUAUUGAUCCUAGAGGUUGGACUAAUUGGAGCUACAGUGGCACCACAGAAAACCUUUUCCAAGCAGAGUACAAAUGCCAUGGACCAGGAGCUGAUACCACCGAUCGUGUUGAGUGGGCCAAACAACUUACUGAAGCAGAAGCUGAACCCUUCAUGUCCAUUGACUUCAUAGAUGGCCAACAAUGGCUUCCAGUUUGGCUUUGAAUUUCUCAGUGAUUUUGGAUGCAUGUCACCCAUUAAUUCUUGUUUUAUUCCAAAUGGCAUAUUUGCCACUCAAUGUCAAUUCUAUAUCUCAGUGUUUACUUUAGGCAUAUUUCUAUGACUUUUCUUGAUUAUAUUCUGUAUAUCAUUGAAACUAAAUACAAAACCAGUUAUAAUUUUUAUU
This is a messenger RNA of Ricinus communis (castor bean), 1603 nucleotides long. Its product is annotated as probable pectinesterase 67. The transcript is spliced from 5 exons. Lineage: Eukaryota; Viridiplantae; Streptophyta; Magnoliopsida; Malpighiales; Euphorbiaceae. The record is from RefSeq and is a predicted model, not a curated record. Gene Ontology annotation, biological process: cell wall modification. Bases 370 to 1422 code for a protein of 350 amino acids. Gene Ontology annotation, molecular function: pectinesterase activity.